AUGGCUACAUCCGAGACCCCGAAGCGAAGCUACGUGCUCGCGUCGCGCGCAUCUGUACUCGCCAAAAUCCAGACAGAGGCGACUGUAGAACUGUUCCAGAAGUCUUUCCCACAGCUUGCGUUCAGCACGUCCUACAUGUCGACCGAGGGCGACAAGAACCAGUCUCAGGCGCUAUAUGUACUCGGCGGAAAGUCUUUGUGGACUAAGGAGCUUGAGGUCGCGUUGUUGGAGGGUGCCGUUGAUAUGCUCGUGCAUUGCGUGAAGGACAUGCCUACUACGCUGCCUCCGGGCUGCAUCUUGUCCGCGAUCACGGAGCGCGAGAACCCAGUCGACAGCUUGGUUGUCAAGAAGGAUUUGCGGAUUGACGGGAAGGAAGUGAAGAACCUGUCUGAUCUGCCAGACGGUUCGGUCGUGGGUACGAGCAGUGUGCGGCGCGUCGCACAGCUACGACGCCACUUCCCGCACCUCCAGUUCAAGGAUAUUCGGGGGAACCUUACGACCCGCAUGCGCAAGCUCGACGACCCCGAAGGCCCGUAUGCGGCCAUCAUCCUUGCGAAGGCCGGCAUGGUCCGACAAGGAUUGGGCGACCGUCUCACGGCGGACCUUCCCGCGCCCACGCUCUACUACGCCGUCGGACAGGGCGCGCUGUGCAUUGAGAUUCGCGAGGGAGACACGGAGGCUGCAGCGCUUUGCGAGGCGAUAACGCAUUGGCCGACGCAGUGGGCGUGCCUGGCGGAGCGUGCCUGCUUGCACGAGCUGGAGGGCGGCUGCAGUGUACCCGUUGGCGUCAACACCGAGCUCACGAUCGAACAAGAUACGUCUGAGGGACGUCGCGCUAAGAUCGCGAUUACAGGGACUAUCACCUCGCUCGACGGACAGCGCCAUGUGCAGCAGGAUCUAGUCGAUACCUUAGAUGGUAUCGAGAAGGCGCAAUCUGUGGGUGUACGUCUUGCACGCGCUCUCAUCGAGAGCGGAGGUGCGGCGAUUCUGGAUGAAAUCAAGGAGGAUCGUGCCAGGCGGCAGGGCGAGAACAAGACAGCCGAAGAAGUUGCUAAGAUUGAAGCAGCGCAGAACCCAACCGCUUGA
Peniophora sp. CBMAI 1063 is the source of this 1086-nucleotide messenger RNA. Lineage: Eukaryota; Fungi; Basidiomycota; Agaricomycetes; Russulales; Peniophoraceae. The record is from the annotation of a GenBank genome assembly.